Messenger RNA from Drosophila subobscura, 588 nucleotides. RefSeq names its product dnaJ protein homolog 1-like. Bases 149 to 535 code for a protein of 128 amino acids. The record is from RefSeq and is a predicted model, not a curated record. Lineage: Eukaryota; Metazoa; Arthropoda; Insecta; Diptera; Drosophilidae. The transcript is spliced from 2 exons.
UAAGAAUAAAUUGCUUUGCUAUAUUUAUUGACAUUACUAAAACAUUAAAAACAAAAUCUAUACCGUACUUAAUAGUCCAAAGUUCACGUUGAGGCUGAUCAUAUUUCAAUGAAAUAAGUAAGAAUCUUGCAGCUGACAUUUCAUCAGAAUGGGCAAAGAUUACUACCAGAUACUGGGCAUAAACAGAAAUGCAACCAAAGAAGAGAUCAAAAAGGGCUACAGGCGGAUGGCGCUCAAAUACCAUCCGGAUAAGAAUGACCACCCCCAGGCCGAGGCACAGUUUCAGGAGGUUGCGGCCGCCUUUGAGGUGCUGUCGAACAAGGAAAAACGAGACAUUUACGAUCAAUACGGAGAGGAGGGUCUCAAGUGUGGCGAUGAGCCGCAGACAUUUGCCCAGCCCACGCCAGAUAUGGUGCCCUUUAUGUGCGCGGUAGGCGGCACCGUCCUAUUUGCUUUUGCAGCAUAUAAAACAUUUCAGUUUUUCUCGAAAAAGAAAAACCCAAACGUAGAUAAAGACGAUUCCUCAUCUGAUUAAAACUAUUGUUCUUUUAUUAUAAGUACUUUCCGGUGUUAUUCUUAUUAAGUUAU